AUGCUUAUAAGGACACGCAUUUUGUUUCGUUAUUCUAAUUUAGUGGGUCGUCCUUUACAGCAAAACUUUCGCAUUAAGCACAAUACACCCUUGAUAUCACGAGCUUUUUCAGUUCAAUCGAGUUCCGCAAAAGAUAUUGUUCGAGAAUUAUAUGUUAAAGAAAUUAAGGGUUAUAAGCCAAGUCCUGAGAAACCCGGCGCCGAAUUGGGUAUGGUUAAAGAACUUCGACUACCAACACCUUUUCAGCCACCUAAUUUAGAUGAAGAUAUUUCAGCAGAAUUAGCUGAAUAUGAAGCUGAUGAUUCACAAUCUGAAGAAGCAGCAGCAGAAUUUGAAACAUCCUUAGAAGAUCAAUUUUUAAAGGAUGAAAGAUAUGAUGCACACCCUCCUGCACACUAG
Messenger RNA from Diversispora eburnea, 399 nucleotides. The record is from the annotation of a GenBank genome assembly. Lineage: Eukaryota; Fungi; Glomeromycota; Glomeromycetes; Diversisporales; Diversisporaceae.